Messenger RNA from Colletotrichum destructivum, 1942 nucleotides. Its product is annotated as Putative phosphatidic acid phosphatase type 2/haloperoxidase. NCBI's taxonomy places the organism in Eukaryota, Fungi, Ascomycota, Sordariomycetes, Glomerellales, Glomerellaceae. The coding region runs from base 431 to 1657 and encodes 408 amino acids. Gene Ontology annotation, molecular function: phosphatidate phosphatase activity. Gene Ontology annotation, biological process: phospholipid metabolic process. The record is from RefSeq and is a predicted model, not a curated record. The transcript has 2 exons.
CUGCAAAGUCUGGCGUCCCAGAGACGGGAUUAAACAAACAUGACGUCAAGUAUGGGUGAAGAAGGAGCUCCCCUCUGCCUCCAGAACAAGGACAAGGCCUGCCUGCCCGAAGCAAGCACCACUCUACUUUAUUUUUUUGUUCCUUAAGCUUAAAGUCAGAGCCGUCUCCCCUCCCACUUGCACCUGCCCGUCCUGUUGAAGACAAGCCAAGCCAUCCAUCAAGCCAUCACAUCCAAAUACAAGCUCGCCAAGAAACGUCUUGCAGCUCCCGGCGAGGCACAAGCACAGCCAUCCCGUCUUGGCGUUUUCUCCCGAAGGGUCUUGGUCCAAACUACUAUUACAACCACACGCAUAACAGCAUCAUCCUUCACACGCCCGCGCCGGAGAAUUUACAACACCAUCUGAACGACAGGUCUGAACAAUUCUCACCAUGGGCAUCUUUGGAAAGCGUCGCGAGGCGGCCGCUGUCCCUGCCAACGGCCAUGCCAACGGCCACCACAACGGAACCUCCAGCAAGCGUCACGCCGCCGAGCCCUACACCAUGUCUCGUCGUCCCAGCUUCGGACAGUGGCUCAAAGGGACGCUGCUCGACAUCAUCACCAUGAUCUGCAUGGGCGCAAUUGGCCUGGGCAUUUACAUGGCCCCUCCCGCUCCCAACCGCUCCUUCGCCGUCACCUUUGCCGACGGCGAGGUCGUCUACCCGCAGUUCGCCUACCCGAUGCGCAACGAGAUCAUCCCCAUCUGGCUGGCCGCCUUCCUUGCCUCCGUCAUCCCCAUCUGCAUCAUCCUGCUCAUGCAGAUCCGCAUCCGCUCCUUCUGGGACGUCAACAACGCCGUCAUCGGCCUGCUCUACUCGCUCAUCUGCGCCGCCGUCUUCCAGGUCUUUAUCAAGUUUCUCAUCGGCGGCCUGCGCCCCCAUUUCCUCGAGGCCUGCCAGCCCGACCUGUCGCGCGUCACGGCCAGCCAGGGCGGCAUCGCCCGUACCGGCUACAGCGCCGCCGGCUUCCAGUCACUCUACGUCACCAAGGAAGUGUGCACCGGCGACACCAAGGAGAUCAACGACUCGCUCGAGAGUUUCCCCAGCGGCCACACCACGGCCGCAUUUGCUGGCCUCGGUUACCUGUUCCUUUACCUCAACGCAAAGUUCAAGGUCUUCUCCGACUACCACCCGGCCAUGUGGAAGCUCAUCAUCACUUACAUCCCCAUCCUCGGCGCCGUGCUCAUCGGCGGCGCUCUCACCAUCGACGAGUUCCACAACUGGUACGAUAUUUUUGCAGGCGCCGCUAUUGGCAUCGUCUUCGCCUUCUCCUCGUACCGCAUGACGUACGCCGCAAUCUGGGAUUUCCGCUUCAACCACAUCCCCCUCAACCGCGGCCAGGCCUUCACCUACGGCGCUGACGCCGAGCUGUACGACGCUGUCUUCACCCGCAAGGCUGGCUGGGGCAAGCGCGGCGCCGGCGGUCUGAUGCACGGCCACGAGAAGCACCACGGCCUCGGAGGCUCAGGCCACGGCGGUCACGGUAACGGGCACGGCGCCGCCACGGGCAUGCACGGUGCUGGCACGACGGGCGCUGCAGGCGUCAACGACUACGGCGAGCCUGUUGGGUCCCGCAAGCCCAUCGGCUCGGGAUCGCGCCACCCUGACGCAAUGGUCUAAGCUGUCGUUCGUGCGACGAACGCUUGGAAAUUUGCGCGAGCGUGUCAGUAUCAAUCAAACAACAGUAAUGGACCAGUUGGAAGUAGCAGCAUUGGAGUCUCGGGCGUUUUGGGAGUUACGAAUGACGGCCUUGCCGGGAAGAAGAACAAAUACCCCUCGAGACACAACCCCCUUGAAGCAGACAGUUUGUAAUUAAGUCUUUCCGCGUAGUAUCUUUAAUGAAGUUGUAAUGCUGAAGCCUUCUUGUCAUGAAGCAGUGAUGUAACGUAAAUACUAGUACGUAAU